Microtus ochrogaster (prairie vole) is the source of this 2625-nucleotide messenger RNA. RefSeq names its product arylformamidase (gene Afmid). Lineage: Eukaryota; Metazoa; Chordata; Mammalia; Rodentia; Cricetidae. Gene Ontology annotation, molecular function: arylformamidase activity. The record is from RefSeq and is a predicted model, not a curated record.
GCUUGGAGCUUUCGGCACUCACCCGGCUAUGGCAGCCCCUGUGCUUUCCGCGGGCCAGGCGACCUGGAAGACCCUGUCUGCAGAGGAGCUGGAGAAGCAGUACUCCCCCAGCAGGUGGGUCGUCCGGAUGAAAGCAGAGGAUGUUGUCAACGCCUUCGUGGAGACUGGAAUCCAGGCCACCAGGAAGGCCCGGGCCACCAGGAGAAAUCAGCUGGAUGUCCCCUAUGGUGAUGGCGAGGGGGAUAAAAUGGACAUCUACUUUCCUGAUGAGGAUUCCAAGGCUUUCCCCCUCUUCCUGUUCUUUCAUGGAGGAUACUGGCAGAGCGGAAGUAAGGACGUCUCGGCCUUCAUGGUGAACCCGCUGACAGCCCAAGGGGUGGUCGUGGCUGUAGUGGCUUAUGACAUUGCACCCAAAGGCACACUGGACCGGAUGGUGGACCAGGUGAUCCGCAGCAUUGUGUUUCUGCAGAGGCGGUAUCCGAGCAACGAGGGAAUCUACGUCUGUGGACACUCUGCAGGAGCUCACCUGGCUGCCAUGGUGUUCUUUGCCAGCUGGACGAAGCAUGGUGUCGUGCCCAACCUCCAAGGCUUUCUCCUGGUGAGCGGGAUCUAUGACCUGGAGCCCAUCAUAGCUACCUCCCAGAAUGACCCACUGCACAUGACCCUGGAAGAUGCUCAGAGAAACAGCCCACUUCGGCGCUUGGAGGUGGCUCCAGCGAGGCCUGUGGGUCCGGCCUGUCCUGUGCUAGUAGUUGUGGGUCAGCAUGAGUCCCCAGAAUUCCACCGACAGUCCAGGGAGUUCUAUGAGACGCUGUGCCGCUUGGGGUGGAAGGCCUCUUUCCAGCGGCUGCGUGGUGUGGAUCACUUUGACAUCAUAGAGAACCUGACCCAGGAGGAUGCUGAACUCACCCAGAUCAUUUUGAAAACAAUCUUCCCGACGCUCUGAGGAUACCUGGUCUCCAACCUGUGUGUGCCUCAGAAAACCUCCAGAAAAGAGCUGACUGCCACCUAACACCCUGCUGUGAACACACCUCUGCUUUGUCUCCCCCACCCGGAUGGAGCUCCAGGAAGGCCUGCAGAUUGGCACUGGGACAUGCACACAGCCACCACCUGGCCAAGUCUGCCCCGCUGCCGCUGACAGGGCGUGACAGUCCGCUUCUGGCUUGCUGGCUAUGCAUUUUGCGGUAUCAGUGUGAACUGGCUGGGGCUGGGGCUGUCACCCAGCCCCUAUCUCCCACUACAAAAGAGGGCAGGGUCUGGAGAAGGAAUGAAGAGAGACCAACCAACCAACCACUGGGUCCCACAGCUCAAUGGUAGAAUGCUUGACCAGCAUGCAUAGGAUCCUGGGUUCAAUCCCUGGUAUAAAGGAGCGGGGGGGGGGGGGACAGAGAGAUAAAGAGUCAUGUUCACCUGAAUCCCAACACAGAGGCAGGAGGAUUGCACGUGAGUUCAAGGUCAGCCUGGGCUACUAGCAAGACCCUGUCUCAGAAAGAAAAAGGGCUGCUGAGAUGGCCCAGCAGGGGCGAGUGCUGGCACCACACUGAUAGCCUGUGUUUGGCCCUGGGGACCCAUGUGGAAGGAAACAGCGCCUCCAGAUUACCCUUUGACUGUCAUAUGUAUAUACCUCAGCUACACACCUACACAUACAUGAAGAUGACAGUAAUAAGAAGCCCGUGCUUGUGCCUGCUGUACAGAUGAACACAGGAUUUUCUUAGACCUGCAGCGAUCCCAGAGAGGCCACCUGCACGAAGACCCGUGCAUGACGGGCUCUGCCAGACCUGACUCCUGCAGCCCGCCCCGUAGCCACUGGAACUUCUGAUGUGGGUGUUUCUACUUCGUUUUCAAAGCUUCCCCAAACUGGACAUGGUGGGGUGUGCCAGGAACCGUAGCGGCAAGAGGGUCUUUGGACACACAUCUAAUUUAGACUCUGGUUCUCUCUGUCUAGUUCGCUUUUACGUUGCAUUUAAGACAGAAUCCCACAGAUGAGGCAACAAGGUGCUCUGAUAGGGGCAAUUCCUCCACCAAGUUUCCCUACCCAGGCGUAUGUCUAGACUUGCGUGAAGUUGACUGCCGACGCUAGCUAUGGCAUCUCAUAUCCUGAGAGCUGGAAGAAACGAACCCGCAUUCUCUGUUAUCCCUUCUCACCCUUCUCUGCUACACUGGAGGCUCACGCAGAGUGGAGAAUCCGCACGCUUUCUCUCAAAAUCAUUGCCUUGUGUGAGCCAGUUCCCUUCUGGGCGGACAAGCUAAGCCCCCGUUGCCUUCUAUCACUCACUGGGGACAGUGCUACUAGCUGCCCCCGCUGUUUACUUUCAGUUCUGUCUGCUUUUGUUCAGGCAUCAUGGUAUCAUGUGACUGUUCCUGAGGCCAUAUGGCCAGAUGUCUCCUCACCCCAGAAAGGGCACCACCACCAGCAGAGCAAAGAUGACCCCACCAAGUCUAGUGACCCGGUGAGUUUCCUGGGUCACCGACAGGAGUGUGGUUGUCUCUCGGGCAACUGUGUCCCUGAAACACCCCUGCAGCAUGGGUAGCAACUCACAGAGCUUCAUUCCUGGGGCUACUGCACGUGGCUGUGUCUGGUCUCGGUUUAUUUACUGCUUCAAUAAGUUUGGAGCAGGCCUUGCA